Lethenteron reissneri (Far Eastern brook lamprey) is the source of this 5264-nucleotide messenger RNA. Its product is annotated as sodium/potassium-transporting ATPase subunit beta-1-interacting protein 3-like. The record is from RefSeq and is a predicted model, not a curated record. Lineage: Eukaryota; Metazoa; Chordata; Hyperoartia; Petromyzontiformes; Petromyzontidae. Gene Ontology annotation, biological process: regulation of sodium ion transport.
UCUCAGCGAGAAAAAAAGAGAAACACACGCGGCUCGGCUCAGUGACGGCACUCGCAGCGAGCGAGAGAGAGAGAGCCAGGCGAGAGCGAGAGAGACGGAACGAGAGACGGGGAAUUCUGUCCGUUCAGUAGUGGAAACAAAAGCCACAGAAAUUGAAUUAAAUUCGCAACCGAAUGCAUCGAUUCGUUAAUUCUCGAACCCAACAGAACCAGCACGCCUCGCUCCCCACUCGCUUCGCGGACGCGGUUACGCAAUUACGCAGUGCGGGGCACGCAUAAUCAGAGUGCACGUGUAUACUACAGUACGACCUGGUGCACUCUAUACGUACACUCUAGUCUACAUACAUACACUCUAGUACCAUACACUCUAGAGUAUAGGCUAGAGAUUUUGGUGCAAUCACAUCGCGUGCGAAAGGGCACGUGUGGUCACACACACACACAGACAUCAACGCACGCGAAGAGAGGGGGGCAGGGGAGGGACUGCGAGCUUGGACAGAGGCUGCGAGCUGGGAGAUCGAGCUAGGAGUGAGAGAGAGACUGCGAGCUGGGAGACCGAGCUAGGAGUGAGAGAGAGAAAGACUGUGAGCUGGGCUUAGAGCCUGCGACCUGCACAGGAGCUGCCAGCUGCGAGCGAGGAAGCCAUCGGAAUGCGUCGCUGUACGGGACGUUGCUCCUUGGUCUUCAUCUGCGCCCUGCAAGUGGUGACGGCCGUGGAGCGGCAGAUUUUCGACUUCCUGGGCUACCAGUGGGCGCCCAUCCUCGCCAACUUCCUGCACAUCCUCAUGCUCAUCCUGGGCCUCUUCGGAGCGCUGCAGUACCGCCCACGAUACCUGACCGCGUACGCCGUGUGGAUGGUGCUGUGGGUCUCGUGGAACGUCUUCCUCGUCUGCUUCUACCUUGAAGUCGGAGGCCUGUCCAAGGACAGCGACACGCUGACCUUCCACGCGUCCAUCCACCGCUCGUGGUGGAGAGAGAACGGGCCCGGCUGCCGCGUGACGCCGGCAGAGCCGCCGCCAGGCCGUGCCACUGCUGGCCUGGCCUACAUCUCCGUGCCCGGGUGCCUCCUGCAGUACCAGCACCUCGAGGUCAUCCACUCGUCCACCCAGCUCCUCAUCGCCCUGGUCGGCUUCGUCUACGCGUGCUACGUCAUCAGCGUCUUCACGGAGGAGGAGGACAGCUUCGAUUUCAUCGGUGGAUUUGACCCCUACCCAACCACGUACCAGGUCCCCCAGAAACCCGCGCACAUGCAGCUGCAGCCCAUGUACACGACAAAAUAACAACACGCGCGAGGGACAGCCGAGCGGAGCAACAGAGACAAAUCAUCAGCUCGGGGGGGGGGGGGAGAAGCUGGGCAAAAAACCAAGUUCCCCACCAACGAUUUGAGAGAGCGAGUGGAGAGAGUGGAGAGCGAGAGAGAGUUGUUUUCUUCUUCUGUGUGUGUACAAAAAAAAUCCCACUCCCAAGAACUUACAAGCGCGUGUACGUUUUGUCAAAACGAGCAAGAAUUGAUUUGCGGCGGCCACGGCAGCCGCAGCCGCAGCAGCAGCAGCGGCCCAGAGAAAGAGAGACAGAGAGAAAACAAAUAGACGUCGAGAGAGUAGCCAGACGGGUAAUAACAACGGCGGUAGCGGCGAGGAGUCUUGGCUCGGAGCCACGAGAACAAGGCGGCGGCUGCUGGCGGCUGGACGCGGCUUCGGCGCCCGUCCGCCCGCGCCCCCGGGGCGACCGGCGCGGGGGGGGGGGGAAGCGCCACGAACGCCCCACGCGCAGAGACGCCACCGCCCUCUGCAGACGCCCUCCCGCAUGGCCCGGCCCAGCCUGCGCGCGUGGGGCUGGGGGGUCGGGAGUUGUUUUUGUUUUGGGGCCGUUCGUCCAUCUCCUAGCGCGGUUCUUCGAUGUGCGCCGUCGGCACGAAGUCACCGACGUUUCGCUGCACGUGCCGGCGAAGAGCUUCUUCAGGGACGAGCCAGCAACAUCGGCGCGCGCGUGUGUGUGUGCGUGUGGCUUCGUCAAUAAAAAAAUAUAAAACAACAGCGAAAUGCCAUCGCCACUCAAGCCAAGUGGCAGGAAUCCGUCGGAGCUCAACCCGAACGUGCUGUUGGCGGUCCUGAUGGAAUCAGCGGUGGAAACUCCACAUUCCUAGGGCAAGGGCCAGUCCAGCCCCGCGUUCAUCAUGGUGUCGCUAUCAGCGUGUCGCUGUCCAGCUGAUGGAGAGGGAGAGAGAUCGACCUUCGUUGUAUAUAAGUGGCGGCGUCGUUGUUUUGCUGUGUGCGUGUUAAUCUCCGGUCACUCAUCCCGUGGUUUAAUUUCUUCGCGUUCGAUAGUAACUUUUGAUAAUUACAUGACAAAGUGUCCUUUUCAGCCGUAAUGUUAUAGCCUGAGUGAUUACAUACAAUAUGCAAUACGGUAUAUAUAUACAUUUAAAUGCAUAUUAUAUGUACUGCAGUUAAUUGUAUACAUAUUUUAUGUGUUCGUCAAAGUCUUUCUUUUAUUUUGUCCUUCGUAACGACGUAGCGCGUAUUAACUUUGUACAUCUCACGGUAGGCCUUACAAUUGUAAUGGCCGAUUAUUUAAAUUAACUCUCCUGUAUGGAAUUCAAUAAGCUAAUCUUCAAAUGUUACUGUUUAAUGUUGUAGGAACGCUGCCACAGUGGUGACCGCGCUGGACUUGCGACCCAGAGGUCGCCGGUUCGUUGAACCCUCCCGGCGCGCCGGUGGUAACGUCACCGCGCCCUCUGCCUACCCAGCAGCAGCAGCAGCAGCACGCUGCAUGGGCACGCCGCAAUGAGUCGAUCGGCAGGUCGCGUGGGUGGGGUAAAGUGUGGGUACCCCCCCACCUCGGAGCCUUUCCUGGGGUCAGGGAGACCGCCCCGGGCCCCGCGCUUUUGAAGGGGGGGGGGGGGGUUAGGAUCCCGCUUCGACGUCACGGUGUCAGAUGUGAUACUUCUGGUUUAGUUUGAAGGCGUUGGGAGCCCCCGCAUCUCCCUACGGAGGGCCCCAGUCGCCACCUCGUCCCAGAUGUUUGGCCAGCGAGCAAGACGGCGACAACUGCCCUCGUGAGCUCCCUGAAGCCCCUCCGACAGCGGUGGCGUGAGCGAGGGCUACUGCACCUUCAAUAUGAGCGCUGUAUGUGAAUGGGGUCAAUGUUACGGGAUUACGUAAAGUUGGUGCUUCCGAAGCGUCGUGCCAAUCCCACCACCGCCGCCGUGAAUAGCCAGCGACGCUGUUGGGCAACUUCGCAAACUCGCUCGAGGUCUCCGCGUUGACGCCACCCACACGAACCGCUCCGAUUUGCCACCACGCUGCCCGUCAGACAGGCGGGGGGGGGGGGGGUAGUCCACAUGGCUUUCAUUCCCCACUCAACACCGACGCCGUUCAUCUGCGGGCGUUUGCUACCGGACGAUGAGCCAUAACCAAGCUGCAACGCUGUGAUCGUCACCACCUCCCAGUCCGUGUCCAGGUGACCCACCGGGAGUCGGGUCUCACGAGACCUCGGGCACGCCGAGCGGGCUGUGAGGCUGCCGGGCUUGUGCGGUCGUCCCGCGGGCUGGCACGGGGCUGCUGCUGCUGCUGCGUCGUGGACACCCAGAGGGGGGUGCAGGGGAAAGCCAUUGUUGUACUGAACUGCUAUGCGGUGCGGUACUUCCUUCCCACCGCAUAUGCUCCUCCCCGUCUUCACCAAUCGCGUUGACCAGCGUGGCGAAGUAUGGUCAAACAACCCAACGCAACCCGCGCAGCGUGGGGAGGCCCUCAUCCAGCAGUGGAUUGACGCAAAGGCGAUGAAGUGUACAGUACCCACAUACGCGCAGCAGUAUAGACACAGUACAGUCCGUUCUGUCAAUACGUUAUUGAGGGAUAUUUGACCAUACUUGACCAUACUUGAUCAUGCCGGUCAGUGCGCGUGUGUGAAGGUGGUGGGGAGUGCAGAACGGCGACGGCUUUUGCUGCACUGCCCUCUGCUGCGCACGAGGCCUAGAGCUCCCGUGUUGUGUACGCAGCCGGCACCCAUCCCGGCGAUGUGCAGGCUCCACGCUGCUUAGCUGACGCGAGCUGACGGCAUCGGGUGUAUUCUGGCUGCUGUGGUCAUGGGCGAACAUCAGUACUGAAUGGGGCGCCGCGGUGGCGAGGUGCCAUCUCUCUCGCCUGCUAUGCAGGAGGUUCGUGGGUUCGAUCCCAAACCCUGACGCCUGUAUAUUUGGAGUUUGCAUGUUCUCACCGUGCUCGCGUGGAUUUUUCUCCGUGUCCUUCGUUUUUUUCCUCCCCACAUUUAAAAACGCGCGUUUAGAGUAUUUGGCUGCUAUGAAUUUCCACGCGAUAAGCCACUUCAUUAUGGCCAGGUUGCUGCUGAAAAAGAGUUACAUAGUUCUCGGUGGGGCCUUAUCUGGUACAUAAAAAACCCCAGUUUUAUAGAAUGCAUUUCUCGUUGCCUGUAAACGUGCCCAGUUGUCCGUGCAGCGGCAGGGCCUCUCGCGGAGAGAGGGCGAGCGGCCACUCGCAGACGACCUCGCCGGCACUGACAGCACGCGGCACUGACAGCAUCGCUGGGGCAACUCGUCACGCGUCGAUCAUCAGCUCCGCCAAGGCGGCCCGGGCCAUCAUCAGUUGCCCCACAACCCUGGGAGGCAACUUUUACCGAGUUGAUGGCUCAAUUACAACGGCAGCUGCCACUUCGCUCGAGACCAAUUGUGAGAUUGUGAGAAACACAAUCACAGCCACACACGAUGUCACAGCCACACACGUUUAGAUAACUCGCGACUUAGAUUGCGACGAGAAUCAUGCCCGUCUAUAAACUACCGGGCACAGUGGUGAGGACACGGUGGUUAGCGCACCGUGCUAUGAACCAGGCGAGCCGAGUUCGAGUCCCAGCCACGGCUAACACAAGUGGCGAGCGGUCCGGGCCUCCCAACCUUUCACCAAGCCGCACUGACCAGUGUGGUGAAGUAUGGUCAAAAAAAACAAUCCCCAUCAUGGCGCGGGGAGGCCUUCACCCGUGGGCGGAUUGAGAAUGGCAGCAUUUAUGUAUUUAUUUCGUAUUUAUCCAACGACCGCGUAAACGGAGCCCUUUCCGCGGGAUUAAUAAUCCGACACUCAACAGGCGUGAGAUUUGAGGUGCUGAAACGCAAGUUGGUCGACAUUUGGUCAGCCGGCCUCCCUCCAUUCAGUGGCCUCGACCAGCCGUGCAACGCUCACCGACACCCGACACGCGCAGUCGCCGUGGCUUUGAGGCCCCCCUUUUUAAAGCCCCCUGUGAAUUUGAUACGUAAUA